UACGUCAUCCCCCAGCCUCCUUUUGCCACCAUCUUUGUUGGGGGCGGCAACUUGAGGGCCCAGAAAGCUUGUCGCUGCUCACUUUCUCGGUAUCGUUCCACGUUCACUACCUAUGCUGGUAAAGUACGAGAAAGAGUUGGAGCUAAGUAGUGACGCUUUUGCCAAAGACUUCCCUUUCCGUGGUCCCCUUAACGACAGGAGGACACGGGAGAGCGCGCGUCGCGCCGAUGACGUUGCGGCGGCUCCUCCACCAUCUUGGUUGUGGACGGAGGUGGCAACUUCGGAGCAGCGGAGGGGUACAGCUGUCUAAAUGCCGAGGCUCGGCGGGCGUGGGCUCUGGCUGGGCCUGGCCGCGGCGGCGGUGGCGGCGAUGAUCGCUCGGCUGACAGGCUGGUGGAGUCCCCGCGCUGACUUCCGCCUUUUCAUACCCGAGGAGCUGGCCCGCUAUCGCGGCCGCCCUGGGGACCCUGGCCUCUACUUGGCCUUGCUCGGCCGCGUCUACGAUGUGUCCUCUGGCCGGAGGCACUACGAACCUGGGGCCCCGUAUAGCGGCUUCGCAGGCCGAGAUGCAUCCAGAGCGUUUGUGACCGGGGACUACUCUGAAACAGGCCUUGUGGAUGAUGUAUCUGACCUGUCAUUUUCUGAGAUGCUGACACUCCAAAACUGGCUUUCAUUCUACGAGAAGAAUUAUGAAUUCAUUGGAAGGGUGAGCGGACGCUUCUAUGGCCAGGAUGGGCUGCCCACCCCAGAACUGACCCGGACAGAAGCCAUGAUCGCCCGAGGCGUGCAGGCAAAUAAGCAGGACCUGGAAGAGAAGCAGAGGUUCCCCCCGUGCAAUGCCGAGUGGAGCUCCGCCCGGGGCAGCCGCCUCUGGUGUUCCCCGAAGAGGAAGUACUGGCCAAACGGAGGCGUCUGUUCCUGUAAGAAGAAAGUGGCGCGUGAUCCUGGUCCAGGCACUGGAACCUUUCCGGGUACUGGUUCCAAGAAGCUCAUUUCCCAUUUCCAAGGCUUGUGGGACCACUGGAGACCGAACUCAUUGCCCUAGGAUGAGUUAGGGCCCUCUGCCCGUGAUAGGAGGCUGCUCCGCUGUGCUGGGCCAGAGCUUGAUCCUCCAGCUCUGAAGUCCGGAGACAUCAAGGACCAGGCCUGCGCAAGGGGCAGGAAAGCCUGCACGUGCACCCGGGCCUCCCAGAGACGGCUGACCCAUCGGGCCUUGGCUUUUCCACCCUCACCCAAGUGCCCCAGACGCUAAGGGCCAGACACAGCCCCACACUGGGAUGUGGCGGGGAAGGGAGAAGAGAGUCAGAGCCGGACACUGCUUCGGAGAAGCUCCCAGGCCAGGGGCGGAAAGCCUUUCACAGGCGUUGCCAGCAAUGCAGGGAAGCCGUGCUGCCUCCUAGGAAGGCAUGGAGCACGGGCGGGGGCCACAGCGAAAGGACCGUGGCCCUGCCCUCAGAGCAUGAAGGCCUGGUGACCACGGCAGACCGCCGCCCCAGGAAGCCCCCAAGAUGGGAAGUGGGCUGGCUUCUGCCUUUCACAAGCCCUGCCUCACGGCGUCCUCUCCCCUUCCCAGAGAAACGCAGGAGUGCCUGCUUUUAAGAAGUUCUCUUUCAUUCUCUCCCUAGUGGAGGUGUGAGCAGAGACUGGACUGGAGUCCCCAGGAAGCUGUUUAAGCCAGGUGCCAAGGAGCCCCACUGCGUGUGCGUGAAAACAACCGGCGCCCCUAGCGACCAGACGCCGGACAGCCCCCCACACAGGAAUCGUGGGGACUUGGACCACCCCAGCUUGGCCGAGUACCCAGGCUGCCCACCCCUGGCCACCUCGUGCUCCCUCCCCCUCUAAAGUGGUUCCCUGUAUGCUGCCCACCCACCAAGAGCCCUGCCUGGAAGCCUAGUGGCUCCUGACCUGAACCAAGAGGGCCUGGAAGGAGAGGAGCGUGGCUGUGCUCCGCGAACGUGACUGAUGCCGCCUCACUGUGACUCACCAUUCUGGUGCCUGAGGCCACAGCUUGGCAACCUGCCGCGUACCAUCAGCCUGUUUCCGCCACUGCGCCCUUCAUCUCCUCGCCCACCCGCUUUGGAGUCCGCAGGUGUGAGUGAGCACACACAAGACCAACUCAAAACUAGCCGGCUGGACACACAAAGAGGCGGGGAGCCCCGGGAGCUUCCUUCCAAGACUUUGGGACCGCCUAGAUCAGCUGUGCCCUGUCUCUAACUCCCAACCUGGUCGGGGGAUCGGGGGCACUGGCAAGAGAGACCCCGUCUUUCCCUUACACCUCCGAAACAAGCAGACACGUCCAGAAAAGUCGUGUAAAUUAACGGUGUCGCCUAAACAAGGUCCUACUCCCCGUACAGCACGGGGAACGAUCCUUCAUCGGCAUCUUGUGAUGAACCACAGCGGAAAGAACGGGUAGAGGCGUGGCGAGCUACAGACAGCUGCGUGACUGAGCCACUCUCUCACACACUGCAGGUCGACUAAACUAAAAUGGGGAGGAAAGGUGUUAACCCUGUUCCGGUCACUGCCGGGACCCCCGACUUCGACGGCCUUUCUGUAUGUAAGCUCUCUACCGGAAGGCUUUGGUUGAAUUUACAACCGAAAGCCACACUGAGUGACUCUGAGCUAGACCACUUCAGCAAGAGGUGAAAACAGGAUAGGCUAAUUCGAGAAAUGGAAAAGCCUUUACUUGUAUGGAUGCAGCAAAUCCAGCUGCCUCGGAACAAAGCAACAAUUUAAAAGCAAGGGUGUUGUUUCUCUUUUAAACAUUUAAGAAUAGGGGUGGUGUGGCUUUGUUUUGGGGUUUUUUUGUCGUCUUUUUUUGUCUUCUUAGGGCCACACCUGCAGCAUAUGGAGGUUCCCAGGCUAGGGGUCCAAUCGGAGCUGUAGCUGCCGGCCUACACCACAGCCACAGCAACACCAGAUCCGAGCCGUGUCUGCGACCUACACCACAGCUCAGGGCAACGCUGGAUCCUGAACCCACUGAGCAAGGCCAGGGAUCAAACCUGCAACCUUAUGGUUCCUAGUCGGAUUCAUUAACCACUGAGCCAUGACGGGAACUUCCAGGGUGGUGUGUUUUCAAAAGAAGUCUGCAUUCUAAGUAAAAGAUUUCACUGCUUCGACACAGACACUGGUUAGCACCACAAAAUUUGGGCAAGGCUGCCAAGUGCAAAACAAGCAGCCUCAACAGUUCAAGGUCACCUGUCAUCUACACCAGACAGCAUUCAUGCCCAUCACCCCCUGGUUUCUAGUGAAGCAGCCAGGGGCAAGGAGUGUUCCUACCUUAGCGAUAAGGAAAUGGGUGCAAUUUCAGGUGCACCAUCUCCUCAUCUGCGCCGUCACCUCACUUCCCAGUCCCUGCGGCUGUUCAUCGGAACGUUCUCUCCCCCUCCUUUCUCUUUUUUCCUCUCCUUUGUCAUUAAUCCCACUCGGUGGCGCUCCAGCUUGGCUGACCAGACAGGGGAGGGACCCCCCCUUGGCUGGUGGGGCUCCCCGCCCUCUGCCCACAGCCGUUGCUCAGGCCUGGACUCUGCUCGGCCCCUUGGCUGCCCGGCGCCUUCGUCACCUGCCCUUCCUGCACCUCCUACCUCUUCAGGCCCCGCUCCCCCUCUCAGGACACGUUCAACAGCUCCCAUCCUUCACUCCCUCAGGCCACAUUUCUCAGAAGCACCGUGUCGACUUCCUGCCCCAGCUGAGCCUUUUGGAAACGCUGCCCGUGCUCAGGGUCUCUGCCCCUCAGCCCCCAUUCACUGUGCAGCACGGUCGCCUGGUCUCUGCCCUUCCCUGCUUGACAGCGGCCUGAACUGGCCAACCCACAGCCACCUGCCCUGAUCACCCGCCUGACCUGUCAUAUCUGAGGGCCCCCCGGCUUUUUCCUGACUUCCCUUAUCUCCCCGGGUGUCCCCCUCAGCCUCCCUAAGACCCCUCUCCUCCACGAGUCCUUCCCGCCAGCUCCUCUUACUCCACCUUCUGCGGCCACUCAGACUGCCGGACCUGCUAUCUCGUCCAGGCGGCCCCCGGACGCCAAGGUUUUGGCAUGCGAUCUGCACCUUCUCCCUCAGCACUCCACUCGUUCCGUGGCACAGUCGCACCAUCACCACCUCUAAGUACCAGUCACACCAAGUGAGAAGCCUGGCAGUCAUCCCCGAGCCGCUGCUCCCAGCGGGUCUCCAGGGCCUGGCAGCCCCACAUCUGGAGUUCUCCCCUUCGCACCCCCUCAUCUAGGCCCAGUUCUCCCCUCGAGGCAGUCCUUUCUCACCUGGAUCCCUACAGGGGUCUAAACGCGCCCCUCCAGCCCAUCCUCCCCACUGCCCAGUCAUCUUGACGGGUGGGCAUUCUCCACAGAAACCUCUUCCCUGGCUCCCGUACCCGUAGGCAUCAGGCACUAGCUCUGCAGCAGAACACGAGGCCCUUCGAUGGCCCUCUCCUCUCAGCACCUGGAGUGCUCCCACCACCCCUGGCCCCCAUGCACCGCUGCCUCGGGCCUUCAUCUCACUGCAUUAUGCCUAAGACUCCCUCACCCAGGCUGUCCUUCUGCCUAGAAUGACACUUUUUUUUUUUUUGGUCUUUUUGCCUUUUCUAGGGCCACUCCCAUGGCAUAUGGAGGUUCCCAGGUUAGGGGGUCUAAUUGGAGCUGCAGCCACCAGCCUACACCACAGCCACAGCAAUGCAGAAUCCAAGCCUCAUCUGCAACCUACACCACAGCUCACAGCAACGCCGGAUCCUUAACCCACCGAGUGAGGCCAGGGAUCGAACCCGCAACCUCAUGGUUCCUAGUCGGAUUUGUUAACCACUGUGCCACAACGGUAACUCCCAAAGAACUUAAUAAAGACACAAAGCAAUGAAGCUGAGCCUAGAACUCAAGGUUCUUGUCCUGAUUCACUGCUGUCUUCAUGCUUCCAGUUUGGUAUGUCUCUGCCCACCCUGGAGCAGGAGCAAACAGCUGGUCCAAACUAGGGGUGAGCACAAUGGAAGACAGGUAAAGGAAAGGAAAACAGUAGUUCAAGAAAGCGUGAGGGCCAGGCACGCUGCUAGAUGUGUACAAUUUGCACGGGGGGCUUAUGGAUCAAUAGAUUUUAACUUGUGAAAUUCUAAACUUCCUUAGUUUUCUCCGAACCUCACAGUGCUGGUCCUCCCUUCAGAUCACAACCAGCAGAAACCUCACCAAGGGCGGAUCCUCUGGAGUUGCUCCCAGAUAAUGGAGUCAGAGAGGGAAUUUCCAGAGCCCCUCGAGAGAGCCGCGUGGGGUCGGUGACAGAGACUGGGUAGCUAGGAUCAGACACGUCACCAUCAGCCGAAGUCUGGCCAAGAGCACAGUACAUGCGGGCAGCUGGUUGUUAUGCCUAAAAAAGCUACUUGUUUUUCUUUUUUGGCCACAUCUGUAGCAUAUGUAAGUUCCCCGGCUAGGGGUCAAAUUGGAGCUGCAGCUGCAGCUGCAGCCUAAGCCACAGCCAUAGUCUGCGCCACAUCCCCAGCAAUGCUGGAUCCAAGCCACAUCUGCAACCUACACCACAGCUUACAGCAAAGCUGGAUCUGUAACCCACUGACCAAGGCCAGGGAUUGAACCCCCAUCCUCACAGAGACAACGUCGGGUCCUUAACCUGUUGAACCUCAAUGGAAACUCCUAAAAUAGCUACUUUUUGACUGCUGUCAAUAAUGUGUUUCUGAAAAGCACUGGAAAUCCAAAUUUUCCGAGAGAGUAGUGGUUUAAAAAAUGUAUUCACAUGUCAAGAGUUUAAAGUUUGUUUGUUUUUAAUGCUUAUUGGUACUUUUUGCAUUAAAAAGAACUACAAAUGUGUUAUUAAGAUUUCCAAUUUAAAUGCACAAUUUUACCUCAUUUUAUUUAUAAGGAAUUAUUACAGAAAAUGCAAAUAUCAGUAUUUGAAAAAUACAUUCCAUUACACAGACUCCAAAGAAACGAUGCUGAUACGCGCCAUGGUCCUCUUAAGAUGCCCUUGCCCCACACCGAGCACCACCCGGAUGGCUUGGAAGCCAAGGUGAUCAACCCGAAUGUGUGCCUGCUGUUUCUGCCCAGCCCCUCCCCUUGGUAUAGCACACAGGUUGUCAUGGUAACAGCCAGCUCCACACAUCUGCCAAAAAGGACAUUGAGCCAUUAAGUCGAGCAGGCUGCCAACUCAAGACUCCUUAGCUACAGAAAACCAACGUUGUCAGUUGUAACAGGUUACUGCAUUAUUUAUGCCACACACAAAAAGUAACUGUACAGGCAAUGAUCUUCCAAAGAAAGUCUUUAAGGCAUCUAUGAUAACUUCUGGAAAUGUAACAAGUGUUUAGUUUUUAUCUUGUCAAAUAAUCAGCUCUUCUCUAAAUUACUUGCACAAAAAAGGGGAAUGUGGCUUCCAAACCCCUUCAGAAAGCUGUUUCCCCUCUGCUCCCUCCCCUCCACAGCACAGGCUGGGGAGCUCUGGUGCUUCAGAUCUGCAAGGGCUGGGUUUGCCAGCCUUGGGCCCGGUUCUCCCGGGGCUGGUCCUGAGGGAAGCAACCCUAGGUCCUGGAAGAAAGCUUGUUUCAGAAGCUCCAUCACGGUCUCAACCUGCAAGCUCCAAGGGGGGCUGUCACCGAACCGGUGCAUUUACCUGCUCAUGUCACCAUCGCCUGGGGGGUGGGGCUUAGUCUGCCUCUCACGCCUAAGCAUUAUAUAGGUCAAUGGAGUUUUUUCUCCAGAUUAAAAAAAAAAAAAAAAAAAAACCAAAAAGCUGGAUGGAGAUCAAGGCUCUCCCCUGCCCCAAGGCUCUUCUUCCACUUCACGCCUGCGGACAAGAUGAGCACACUGUUCCCUACAAGGUGGGAGACACGAAUGGGGAGGGGUGGGGAACCCACAUGCAGGCCGAGUUCCGCGCAGGGACCCCAUUCAGGGAGAAGAGUGAGACGCUGAACAGGGCGGUCACAAACAACCCAGGGCUCUGAGGUAGAGGACUGACAGUCACGGGGACCCCACUCCUGGAGAGAAUAUGGCAGGUGAACCGAGCAAUCUCGUCUGGCCUCGACGAAACUGUAACCGGGGUGGACAACGCACAGCAACAAGCUCCGAACAGAACACACACGCUAAUACCUCCUUCAGUGAGACACCACUAAAAAGACAGCUGCAAGUCAAGAAGUCCUAAGGGGAGGCACUUAAAUUUGUGGAAAAUUCCUGUGUUAGAGGGUCACUGCGAGAUCGUUCUAGCCAUUCCAUUUAUACAUAGCACAGGGUCUGUACCCUCCUCUUAAAAAGAAAAGAAAAGGCUGUUAAGAACACACUGUAGCAUAAAUCUGGGGAUGAGCAAGAGGCAGUUAAAAGCUAAGUGAGGGUCACAUGUUGACUGACGCGACACGUUAGAGGUCCGUAGAGUUCAUUCUUCCUGCUCUACUCAUUUACAGUUGGCAACUUUCUGGAUAAAUAAAAUUGAGAUGUUGCUAUUAGUAGUACUUAAGCUAUGGGUUCAAACUUCACAAGAACAGCUAGGCAGUUGUAGGAUCAAGUGUGACAGCCUGGAGAGCACAGAGGGGACAGAGAACAUGCACAGCCCCCCCCCGCCCCCGGCAGCCACCACUGGAGGACCCUGCGGCACGCAGCCCCGUGCACGUCGGCACCUCAGGGAGAUCCGAGACUCUGGAAAGGUGCUCUUUCUAGAGCUCCAAGAACGCACCCCCAAGCCAAUGUGGAACUCACGCCAUGUUCCCCCCACCCCAUGGCGGCUAAGUACCAUUGCUAUCCCUGGACUCCACGAAGAAAAAGGAAGUUUGACUCAACAUAUUUUAAACAUGAUUUGAAGUGCGAUUAGAGGCAAGAUUGUUACUGGAACUGGUAAUGGUGGGGCAGGGACAGGACAAUCAGCCUCAUCCCUGACUGAAUUCCUGCCCUCCUCUCUCCACCACAAAUGUUAAAAGAACAGCUAUAAAAGUACCGACCACCUCAAUGCCUAUCUGAAGCAUAAUUAUCUUUCCAGUUAAAGAACCAAGCCACCUAACUAAGGCCUACUUCCUCGGGCCCUGUUUAGGCAACAGAAAAUGGAAACUGACCGCAUGUUUCAUAUGGUCAGGUGUUUGCCAAGACUAGUUGUUUUUCUAUAAAAAUUCUAUAUGAAAUAUGUCACAGACUUUAGGGGACAAGGAAACCCCUCUAAUUAAUUUUUUCCUUGAAACACUGUGCACAAGCUCAUAUUAACAUAGAAAGCAUAUAUAUCUUAUAAAUCACAGAAAUAUUAAAAAAAAAAGUAGCACUCUGGUUUAUCAGCUCAUUUUACACACAUUUUUAGGCAACAGGAUAUGUAAAUCUCCAGCAACCCGGAGGACAUCCCGCUAUCCAAACAAAAAACCAGCCUGUUGCAAAAAAACAUUUAGUCCCUGUUAUACAUGUAUCCAUACUUCAUGAAUGCAAAAAAAAAAAAAAAAAAAAAUGUAGUGGUUAUUAAAUGUCUGAAAAAAACAGUAUGUAUGGCUGAGACUGUUAAUCUCUGAGUGUAACUACAACACAUAUGGUUCAUCUCAGAGUUUUGUUUUUAUCUUUUUUUAAAGCAGUGGUAGAAGUUUCUCUUCAAAUGUGCAUAUUUAAAGAACUGGCCAAACGUUCAAAAAAAUGAAGUGGGUUAAUGGGUUCAUGUACAUACCAGCAGCCGCUAAGGCCUGAUAAGCUCUGGGGCCUCACUCAGCACACGCUGGGCCAGGGCCUUCGGCUGCCGGCUCUCAGGGGCGGGACAAGCGACACAGAACUGGGACCUGGGACCGACAGCACGCACGGCACGACCGGGAAUCGUUCAGCAAGAAGCCCUCGGGCGAGGAGAUGGGACCUGUCGGCCCGAGGUCAGAGAGUCCCCCUUCUCCUCGCUUGGCCCGUGAGACUCUCUUGCUCGACACGACACUCGGCAGGAGUUUUCCCUUUAAGACUCAGUGUGAGCUGAGGUCCGGUCAAGGCUGAUCCUUGACAUCGCCGGGGCACAGAUGCAGGAGGGGUCUGUUGAAUAUGGAUUUUUAAAUUGGAAUCGGCAAUAACGCAGCUAUAUAAAAAGUGCAGUACACUCUGGGUGCAUCUCCUCCAGCGGCGCCCAGCGGGAGAUGAGAGGACUCCGGGGACAGGACACAGCGAGAUGACAGGAGGAGACGGCUGCUCGGAGGUGGCGCGGCCAAAGCGCAAUCCUGACACCCGAGCAACAUGAAUACUGGUAAAGCUUUCAGUUGUUAAGGCCACAAGUUUUUCAGCUCUCAUCUUUGAACCCUGUUUAGAAAGAUUUCACCUUUUUUUAAAGGGGUAGCUCACUAAAAAUACAGCUUAGCUUUUUCCAAAAAAAAAAAAAAAAAA
Sus scrofa (pig) is the source of this 9289-nucleotide messenger RNA. It is a transcript of the gene CYB5D2, whose product is annotated as cytochrome b5 domain containing 2. Gene Ontology annotation, cellular component: membrane; endomembrane system. The record is from RefSeq and is a predicted model, not a curated record. Lineage: Eukaryota; Metazoa; Chordata; Mammalia; Artiodactyla; Suidae.